Daphnia pulex (common water flea) is the source of this 4603-nucleotide messenger RNA. It is a transcript of the gene fus, whose product is annotated as RNA-binding protein fusilli-like. The record is from RefSeq and is a predicted model, not a curated record. Lineage: Eukaryota; Metazoa; Arthropoda; Branchiopoda; Diplostraca; Daphniidae. Gene Ontology annotation, biological process: regulation of RNA splicing. Gene Ontology annotation, cellular component: ribonucleoprotein complex; nucleoplasm. The transcript is spliced from 13 exons. Gene Ontology annotation, molecular function: mRNA binding. The coding region runs from base 1054 to 3090 and encodes 678 amino acids.
AUCUCGAGGUCGAAUAUGAGAAUCGAGUGAAGGGGGGAACCCCUGCCUAACAUUGGAUCAUAUUUGAUUGUACAUUUUCACAUUCAAACCGGUCCCAGAACUUCGAUUGGUAAAUUUUCUUUGACACUUUCAUCCAAUUUAUAUUGUUGAUUGCGUAAAAAGUUGUUGAUGCCAAGAAAAAAUAACGAAGUAAAAAAUGAGAAGAAAGAAAAGUCUUGUCAAAAACCAAUCGAGAGUGCAGAGUUGCCAGUUUGUGUUGUAGUGAUGGCGCUGCCUAGCGGCCAACGGAUGUACUUGCGAGUUUUUCACCUGUGGCAAAUUGCCGAACCUCGGAAAAUAAACCUGUGGGAGCUUCCUUCAUUUCAGCCAGUGUACUGGGGGCUGUCAUAUAACUCGGUGUGGCUGUUGGUUUUGGUUUUGUUUGACUGUUUAACACUUGACUGUGUUAAACUAAAUAGUUGUGUGGUGGUUUUCUUGGGAUUUGUUUGUUAUUAUUAUUUUAUAUAAUAAGUUACUUCGCUCUGUGGUAAUUCCUAUUUUAUUCCGGGGGGGAAUUCUUCAACAUUUUAUUCUCUUGCUACUCGUGGGUGUUGUUCGUUUUACUUCGUGUUCCUCUCUCUCUCGUUCUACGAAAAACUCGGCACAAGUACUUCUCUCUACUCGACACAUUUCGGGAAACAUUUCACUAAACAACACAAAAGAAAUACUCUCUGCCAAGUACCGCACGUCAUCAUAAUCUCAACACCUUGGACUGAAGAUCUUUCUGUCGAUUGUCUCCUUCUCUCCCGAUCCUCGGAACCGGUUUAAAAUCGUCGUUUUAGAGUCGUAUCUUAUUAUUAGAUUUUGUGUGUCGUGUGCUGGAACUGAGGCAACACAUCGCCAACUCUCUCUCGAAUAGUGACUCAAAAUUUAAAAAUUCGCACCAUCAACGUCGUAACGGAACUUUAUUAUAAUAUUUAAUCGACCACCCCUUUCCCCCCGUUAAAACCCCCCCUCAAAAAACAACAAACAAAUUAGCCAACUACUACUCUGCAAGAUAAUAAUCUCUACGCCAUGGCGACGACGUAUUUGAGCGUGGUUCAUUUGGCCACAGCCGGUCUGAAUGGUCCUCUACUCGGUUCUGACGAAGAAGAAAUCGUUUUCAUCUGUCUGGUCGUUGUCAACAUGCAGACCAACCAGGUGGUGACCGUGCAAGACUACUGGGUUAAACCACGUUCGGCUGAUAUCAACGAGAAUGUCCUUUCGGAGCAAGCCAGAGAAGAAAUGGGUCUCUCCGAGGAACUCAUCCGUACCAAAGGCAACUCGCUGGAACAAGUCCUUUCUCAGGUGGACAGUUUUCUGCAGAAAUUGUCGACCGAAGUGGAGCAUAAGCCGCCCACUGGCCAGCCAACGAAUAUCGUGAUCGUGACCGACGGCCAACUCCCUUUACGCCAGUGCCUGUUGCCCGAGACGUGCUCCAAAGGCAUCAACGAUCCUCCGGCCGUUUUCGGCAUCUUUUACGACUUGCGCAAAGAGUUCCGAAAAGGAUUCCCGAACGCGCCCGAAAUCAACUCGAUUCAAGACAUGAUCAACUAUCUGAAUUUGGAGCCGGAAGAAUCAGCUGGUGUAGUUCAGCAGAAUGCCACGAGGAGAGAGGCGCAAGAUAUGGGUCGAAUUCUCCAACGACUUUUGAAAGAAGGUCACAAGUUCGAGAACCCAGAGACGAUCCAUUUGCGACUCGAACCUGGCAUUUGUUCCAAGGAUGAAGAGGUAGACAGUAACACAGUCGUACGAGCACGUGGUCUACCUUGGCAGUCAUCGGAUCAGGAUAUCGCUCGAUUCUUUCGCGGUCUCAACGUUGCUAGGGGCGGAGUGGCGCUCUGCUUGAGCCCUCAAGGAAGACGGAACGGCGAAGCUCUCGUCCGAUUCAUUUCGCCAGAGCAUCGCGACAUGGCUCUCAAACGGCACAAGCAUCACAUCGGACAGCGAUACAUCGAAGUCUACAAAGCCACCGGCGAGGACUUUAUCGAUGUCGCUGGAGGUAGCAACAACGAAGCGCAAAACUUUUUAUCGAGAAGUGGACAAGUUAUCGUACGCAUGCGUGGAUUACCUUACGAUUGCACGGCAAAACAAGUUGUGGAAUUUUUCGAAUCCGGUGGCGAAGACGUCGGCUCUACUGUGCUGGACGGAGAUUCUGGCGUUUUGUUUGUCAAGAAACAUGACGGACGGGCAACGGGUGAUGCCUUUGUCAUGUUUGCUACAGAAGAGGAGGGCUCCAAGGCAUUGGCUAAGCAUCGUGACAUAAUCGGCUCCCGCUAUAUUGAACUCUUCCGGUCGACGACAGCGGAAGUCCAGCAGGUUCUUAACCGGUCCAUGGAUCCCCGCACGUACGAAACGCAAGCGCCGUUGAUUCCGCAACUGCCGCAGAUGCCUCUCCUUCCACAAAACAUGAUUACGUCUGGCACACGCAAGGAUUGCAUCCGUCUGCGUGGCUUGCCCUACGAGGCCCAAGUGGAACACAUCCUCGAGUUCCUGGGCGAACACGCCAAGAGCAUCGUCUACCAGGGAGUUCACAUGGUCUACAAUGCACAGGGUCAACCUUCUGGCGAAGCUUUCAUCCAGAUGGACUCGGAGCAAAGUUCAUUCCAGGCGGCCCAGCAGCGCCAUCACCGCUACAUGGUGUUCGGCAAGAAGCAGCGCUACAUCGAGGUGUUCCAGUGCUCUGGCGAGGACAUGCACGUCGUACUGACCGGCGGCCUGGCCCUGCCGUCGACUCCGGCCACUCCAAAGGCUCUGCUCUCUCCUGGCGGAACACUGCUGCCCCACCAAUCCUACGGUACGUACCCGUUUGGCCAACCACCACAAAUAAUCCCGGCCGUUAGUCCAUUGACCCCUCGUCCGUCGCCCUUUGGAUAUCCUCCCAUCUUCUACUGGCCAUAUCCGUCACCGCCCGUUAGCCCCACCAACUACUACGGAGCUGCCAAUGGGUCGGCCGCUGCAGCUGCGGCUGCCGCAGCCGCCGCCGCCGCCGCCGUCGUGUCAGCCGCCGCGGGAGGAGCGAACAAUGGCUCAGUUGACACCAGAUUGCAUCCAAAUUCAUCGCAACAAUGACGGCCGCCCAUCCGGAGAGGCUGUCGUCAAUUUCCCGAACAGAGCUGAAGCCGAGCGAGCCAUAGCGGAGAAAAAUCGCCAAAACAUCGGCACGCGAUACAUUGAACUCUUCAUGACAUAAACAGCCACACCGCACCAACAUCGAACGAGAGUGGAUGAGGAUAGAAUCCGAUUCGCGAAGAAGAAAUAAUUAAAAAGAAGCAAAUUGUCUUGGCAAAUCGGAUCUUCUUUCCAUCCCACUUUGAAAACCCUUUCUUUUGACAUCUAUCAUCAUCCGAAUUCGGAUGUUUCUCAAAUGAAUUGAAACUAUCGAAAUAUCCUCCAAAAUUUUAUUUUCUUUCCCCCUUUACCUGUAGUUGAUUUUCUAUCUUCAGUUUGGCAAUAACAUUUUGUUUUCUCCUCUCUACUGGGGGUUGAUCGUGCAAAUCUGGAGUCGCCACGACAACUCCAACUAACCCAGCAAAAGUUGUCCCGCACUCCGAUGUGAUGUUGAAUAGGUUUUUUUGGUCCUUUUUUUGUGCAUACGACAAUGCGAUCAUUGCCCACGUCAUCUAUUAUUAUUUUUUUGUUUUGUUUUGUUUUCGAAACUGUUUGCCGAAGUCGGUAAAAGGAAACGUCUUGAAUCUUGCCACUAAGGCAUUGCAGUUUUGACACACAAAGUCGAUCUAAAAACGUCUUUUGAUAGCGUUUGUUUUUUUUUCCAAUUACAUUCAAUAGCUAGCGUAUUUCAAUCGCCUGCUCAUUAUAGUAAAUUGCCUGAUAGCUCUUUUCCUUCCGCACUCGUUGCGGAUUGUACCGUCUUAAUUUAUGUUUUGUCCUACUCGUUUUUUUUUUUUAAUUUGCAGUUCAGAAUGUCGAUUGAUUAGAGUGAAGACCGAUUUUGGCAAUGAUUUGAAGAAAAAAAAGCGCAAAAAGCUUGAGAGUUCCCAACCAAAUAUGUUUUAUCUCAAAGUUAAAACUUGUCAAUGACAGAGAGUAAUGUGGAAUAAGGAGUACUUUCUGAAGAUGGUUUCAUUGAAAAGAAAAAAAUUCUUCAAUUAACAAUAUCGAUUUUUUUUUUCAAAGUUUAUUUUCAUAGUUUAUAUAUUCUCAUUCCUCCCAAAUUUAUUUCACUCCCAAUUGAAAGGAAAAAGUUACGAGUUCGUGCAAUAACUGAUUCUGCGUUUGAAACAUUUCAGAUUUGCCAUAGUACUUAAGAUGAAACUAAAAAAUCUAAUUGAUAUUGAUAACCAACCGAUGGACUAUUUUGCUGUCUGCAAAUAAGGAGAGCUAUAAGGGUUGUGAGGUACCAUCGUAUAUCAUCGACCGCUGCCCUUGUACGUUGUUGCACGUCAAAUACUAGUUUACAUAGAUUUUGAUUGAUAUUAUCUCUCUUCCCCUUUCUCUUAAUUACUUUCUGCACUCCCCCCUCCCCCUUUUGCCCUACUUCAGGCUCCAGAAAGAGCAUACUUUUCGUGUGUAUUGUUUUGUCACGUGUCUUUUGCAACAAUGAAUUACACAUCUCUUGAACGAA